AUGAGGGUGAGUACCUGGCUGCAGUACGAUCUGUGCGAUUUCGAGCGUCCUUGGGAUUUCAAUAGCUGCGAGGAAAGCGUAAAGAAGCCCGCCGGGAUAUGCUCCUGCCUUGUGCGCUGCUGGCUGCUCUCCUUGCUGCCGGCCACGCAGCCAACCCUUGCUGCUCCCUCCCGUGUCAGAACAGAGGUGUGUGUAUGACAACAGGAUUUGAUCGGUAUGAAUGCGACUGCACGAGGACAGGCUAUUAUGGGGAAAACUGUACGACACCGGAAUUCUUCACAUGGCUGAGACUAACAUUAAAACCUACACCAAAUACUGUCCACUACAUUCUCACCCACUUCAAAGGAGUCUGGAACAUCAUCAACAAUGUUUCCUUCUUACGAGAUACUAUUAUGAGAUACGUGUUGACGUCAAGAUCACACUUGAUUGACAGCCCACCAACAUACAACGGUGACUAUAAUUACAAAUCCUGGGAAGCUUAUUCCAAUCUUUCCUAUUACACAAGAAGCCUUCCACCAGUAGGACAUGACUGUCCAACACCGAUGGGUGUUAAAGGUAAGAAGGAGCUCCCAGAUUCAAAGCUGAUUGUGGAGAAAUUCUUGCUGCGGAGAAAAUUUAUUCCUGACCCACAAGGCACAAAUGUGAUGUUCACAUUCUUUGCCCAGCACUUCACUCAUCAGUUCUUUAAGACAGACCAUAAGAAAGGACCUGGCUUCACUAAAGCUUAUGGCCAUGGGGUUGACUUGAAUCACAUUUAUGGAGAGACUCUGGAGAGGCAACUUAAAUUGAGACUUCACAAGGAUGGAAAACUAAAGUACCAGAUGAUUGAUGGAGAAAUGUAUCCACCAACAGUAAAGGACACUCAAGCAGAGAUGAUCUACCCUCCUCACGUUCCUGAGCACCUGCAGUUUUCUGUUGGGCAGGAGGUGUUUGGCUUGGUCCCAGGCCUAAUGAUGUAUGCAACGAUAUGGCUAAGAGAACACAACAGAGUCUGUGAUGUCUUGAAACAGGAGCAUCCAGAGUGGGAUGAUGAGCAGCUAUUUCAGACUACAAGACUCAUAUUGAUAGGAGAAACAAUCAAGAUAGUUAUUGAAGAUUACGUGCAGCACUUGAGUGGCUACCACUUCAAACUGAAGUUUGAUCCUGAGCUUCUGUUCAACCAGCGUUUUCAAUACCAGAACCGAAUUGCAGCUGAAUUCAAUACUCUGUACCACUGGCACCCACUGCUGCCUGACACUUUUCAGAUACGUGACCAGGAGUACACUUUCCAGCAGUUCCUCUACAACAACUCCAUAAUGCUGGAACAUGGCCUUUCCCAUAUGGUGAAAUCUUUCUCCAAGCAAAGUGCUGGCAGGGUUGCUGGUGGGAAAAAUAUUCCAGCUGCAGUACAAAAAGUAGCAAAGGCUUCAAUUGACCAAAGCAGAGAAAUGAGAUACCAGUCCUUGAAUGAGUACAGGAAACGCUUCAUGUUGAAACCAUUCAAAUCAUUUGAAGAACUUACAGGAGAAAAAGAAAUGGCUGCUGAACUAGAAGAGCUUUACGGAGACAUAGAUGCUAUGGAACUGUAUCCAGGCCUUCUUGUAGAAAAGCCAAGACCAGGUGCCAUCUUUGGUGAAACAAUGGUAGAAAUUGGCGCACCGUUCUCUCUGAAAGGACUGAUGGGAAAUACAAUAUGCUCCCCUGAGUACUGGAAGCCAAGCACCUUUGGUGGAAAAGUGGGGUUUGAAAUAAUCAAUACUGCCUCCUUACAGAAGCUCAUCUGCAACAAUGUGAAAGGCUGUCCUUUCACUGCUUUCCAUGUCUUAAAUCCUGAACCCACAGAGGCAACUAUUAAUGUUAGUACCUCAAACACAGCAAUGGAAGAUAUCAACCCCACACUACUACUGAAAGAGCGAUCUGCUGAGUUGUAAAUUAGCCAUCUAAUUUAUUUAUUUAUCUAAGUUAUUCUAUUUAUAGCUCUAGUAUUUAGAAAACAAAAAGCAACCUUUUGCAUCUUCACUUUGAGGGUUGCCCUAGAUUCCUUACUCAGGUAAGGCUUCAUUUUAGAAAAAGGGAUUUUCUGUGUUUCAGCUCUGUAGUAGCAAAUCCCUUGUUAAAAGCCUUCUGUAGCAGAACUACGUAUUCCAAAAUGGACCAAGUUCCAGUUUUUGGUUUUUUUACUUGUUUUAAUACUUGACUAAGGGUGUUAGGAUUGUCUUCUCACUUUGAUAGGCCAUGUAACACUACAAAAAGCAAGUUAUUGCCUCAGCAAUUUUUUGAACUUGAAAACAGACUUUCAGACUAAAAAUGAGAGCAUGAUUUAUUGAAACUGCUAAAAAAAGAUUCUGAAUUCCGUAUGAGCACUCCAGGAUUAACAAAUAUGUUUGAGACUUGCUUAUUUAAAGUCAAAAUGCAUUGCGUUUGUCAAUGAUACUACCUCUCCCUCAUGCAAAUAAGGCACUUUGUACAGUAAUUUACAUGAUUGAUUUUUUUUUUUUUUGUAAGUCUGUCCUUUUGUGUGGCAUUAUACUUUUUCAUCAUUUUUAAUUUAAUUAUUAAUUUAAUUAUUUAAGAAUAAUAGAACUUGUCUGAAAUCCUACUUGUUUUUGAAGCAUGUGUCGCAGAAGUAUUAUGUGAGAUGAUGUUAACAGAGGUACUGAGCUUAGACACGACUGUCAGGCAGGAAAACAAGGCUGCUUGUAUAUCAGUAGACAUUUUACUUUGUGAGUUUGGGGAGAUCUUAAACUUAAUCCAAAGUUUAUUAGUGUGGGGUUGUUUUUGUUUUUGUAGCUGUAAUUGGUCAAUAUAAAUUCUCUGGAUGGUAUAAAUCUGUUAUUUUAGAUAAAACUAUACAAUCCUUUUGUCCUUAAGGACAUGAGUAUAAUAUAGGUUUGCGUAGCCAAAUGGAAAU
Molecule: messenger RNA, 2890 nt
Organism: Lagopus leucura (white-tailed ptarmigan)
Lineage: Eukaryota; Metazoa; Chordata; Aves; Galliformes; Phasianidae
Gene: PTGS2
Product: prostaglandin-endoperoxide synthase 2
Exons: 10
Coding region: 99-1910 (603 amino acids)
Biological process (GO): cyclooxygenase pathway; response to oxidative stress
Cellular component (GO): cytoplasm; neuron projection
Molecular function (GO): peroxidase activity; prostaglandin-endoperoxide synthase activity; oxidoreductase activity, acting on single donors with incorporation of molecular oxygen, incorporation of two atoms of oxygen
Source: RefSeq, a predicted model, not a curated record